AAUUAGAUACGUCAUAUGUACUAUUAAUAAAAUUUCAAAAAAUCUGUCUAAAGAAAAAACUAAAAGUUGAUCAAAAAAAAGAAAAACUAAAAAAAAAUCUAAGCUAAGAAAUUUCCAGAUCUUGUCUUGUAUUUAUAUGUACCCAUUCACGUGGGCCAUUCAUAAUUUGCAUGAAAGCCACUCUUCUUCUCACAAGACAAAAUUUCAGUGUCUUUCUUUCUCUCUCUCAAUUUUAGAAAUAUUUACAGAUCGAAGAUAGAUCUAACCCUGAGAGGAGAGGAGAGAGAAAUAGAUGGUUAGGGUUUAAUCAAGAAGAAAAGCUUUAUGUUAGGGUUUAGGGUUGGGAUAUGACUCAUGUUCGAGAAUGGAGAAGCUCCUCUCUGCUAAUGGUGAUCUUGCUUUCUUAUCUACUCUAUCUCUCUUUUGUAACUUCCCUUAUAGGGGCAACUCGGGUAUAUCCAGAAGCACCGACGAAGGCUGCCUCUCCUGCACCGGCUAAUAACCAAGAAAAUCUAAUGAAGAAGUACUUUGGUGCCGGAGAGUUUCCUCCGGUGAAUUCUUAUGCCGGAAAAGGGACCAGUGACACUAAAAGAACGGUACCAAGUUGUCCAGAUCCUCUCCAUAACUAGUCGACGCAGUUUCUUAAAUUUUUCUUCAUUUAUGUUUUAUUUUCUUGAGCCGUAAUCAAUCAAUAAGUGUUUUACCCAAAAUACCCACGUUUUUCUCGUCAAAAGAUGGGAAAAACGAGGGUAUUUUGGAGAUUUUAAUCACUGAUCUACAAACUUUUUCUGAUAUAUACAUUGACCGUGUCAAUGUUGAUGUUUUAUUAGAAAUGUCUAUUGUUAUUUUCUGCACUAUGAUUCCGCAUAUAAGAAGCGGAAGAGUAUAAACCAUAAUAUUUUUUUGCUUGUUUGGGACAGGUCCUGAUUUUAAAUUGAAAGUUCUGAUCAA
Brassica napus (rape) is the source of this 951-nucleotide messenger RNA. RefSeq names its product CLAVATA3/ESR (CLE)-related protein 27-like. The record is from RefSeq and is a predicted model, not a curated record. The coding region runs from base 348 to 629 and encodes 93 amino acids. Lineage: Eukaryota; Viridiplantae; Streptophyta; Magnoliopsida; Brassicales; Brassicaceae. The transcript has a single exon.